UAUGGUAAACCACCGAAGAUGAGCUCCUCCCGCAUGUAUCAUGCCGACAGUAACAUCAUAACUAGAAAUCAUAUGCUGUCAGAUAGCUCGAUCAAUAAGCACCAGCAUAGGCCAUGCAGUAUUUAGUCGCCCGCAUGCAGCUGAGGCCAUGCACAGGAUUACAGGAAGCAGUCAUGCAAGUCCUCCUGCAGUUGCUCCCGUUGGUUCUCUCGGCGGCGGCGGCCAUCCUGAUCGCCUGGCGUGCAACGCCGCCGGUCGUCAAAGCACGCCUGGCCGCCCUCCAGUCCGGCAUAGCACGUGCGCGUAAGCCAAUAAUGUUGGUCACCGACUUCGCCACAGCGCACCACCUGCUCGUGCGGGGCAGCAGCGCCGGCUCCUUCUCCAACCGCCCGCCGUCCAUGGCACCCAGCGCCGUCCUCUCGGGCCGCCGCUACCACAACAUCAACUCGGCGCCCUACGGCCAGCUCUGGCGCGCGCUCCGCUCCAACCUCACCUCGGGAGUGCUCCACCCGACGCGCCUGCGCCACUACGCCGCCGCGCGGCGCCGCGCGCUACACCGCCUCGCCGCGGACCUCAGGGAGCAGCAGCUCGCCGACGACGGCGUGGAGGCGCUCGCGGCGGAAAGCAUCCGUAGCGCGGUGUUCGGCCUCGUCUCCACCAUGUGCUUCGGCGACGGCGGCGUCGACGCGGCCGUGGUUCGCGCCAUGGCCGACGUCCAGACCGAGCUGGUCCUGUCCCUGUCCGCGGUGCGCACCUUCGCGUUCGUGCCGUUCCUCGCGGUGUCCAAGCUAGUCUACCGCGGGCGGUGGAACAAGCUCGCCGCGAUACGGCGGAAGCAGGAGGAGCUGUACCUCCCGCUCAUCGAUGGCUGCCGCCGCAGGCGUGGCCGUGACGACGACGACUCCGACGGGACGCCGCCGAGUUACGUGCGCACGCUCCUCGACCUCCGAGUCCCGGUAGAACUCGACGGCGACCACGAUAGCAGUGGAGGCGAGCAGACGCAGCAGCGGAGGCUCGAGGACGGUGAACUCGUGGGACUAUGCUCGGAGUUCCUUGGUUCUGGCACCGAGUCCGUGUCAGCGGCGCUGCAGUGGAUCAUGGCGAACCUGAUCAAACGGCCAGACAUGCAGGACGCCGUCAGGAGGGAGAUCGACGCUGCUGUGGAUGCCGAUGCCGAGGAGGUCGGGGAGGAGGUCCUUGGGAAGCUGGAUCUCCUCAACGCUGUCAUCUUGGAGGCGCUCAGGCUACAUCCCACCAUCAAGUUUGGAUUUAGGGAGGUGAUGCAAGAAGACCAAGUGGUUCAUGAUGGCCACCGUAUUCCUGUCGGCACCAAGAUGGUCUUCCCCCUGGAGGCUCUAGCGAGGGACAAGACGGCGUGGGACGAGCCUGACGAGUUCAUGCCGGAACGUUUCCAUGGAUGCUGCGCGGGUGGAGAAAGUACCAAGAAGCUACUGUCCGUGGCGGCGGAGAUGAAGAUGCUGCCGUUCGGAGGCGGGAGGAGGAUGUGCCCUGCGAUAGGCGUCUCGUUGCUCCACAUCGGCUAUUUCAUGGCGAACCUUGUGAGGGAGUUCGAGUGGCGGGAAGCGGAGGGCGGCGAGCACGCCGGCGUCCAACUCCACCCCGACGCCACCGUCGAGAUGUUCAACUUCAUGGAGCGUCCACUGCGUGCUCGCCUCGUACCAUUACGUCGACCGGGAGGUGGAUACGUCAAAAGUCAAGUUGGACGUGAUGAAGCUCUGGAUUGCCAAACGGGUCACUGAGUUAGUUGGGUUUGACGUAUGUUUCUGAUCCAUGCAGAGUGUAAACCCUGUAUAAUGCUUUAAGGAAUUUUCACUAGUUCUUUAUUAUUUUAUAAGAAUAAUAGUAAGGAUCUACAUGACUUUAGUUAAUCAAGAAAAGGUAUUAGAGUUAUUUUUAGUGUCUAAGUGUUGAAACGUGUUCCUUUUAAAUCAAUAGGUAAUGAAUCAUUUCACCAUAAUAA
Zea mays is the source of this 1981-nucleotide messenger RNA. RefSeq names its product cytochrome P450 89A2. Bases 114 to 1760 code for a protein of 548 amino acids. Gene Ontology annotation, molecular function: oxidoreductase activity, acting on paired donors, with incorporation or reduction of molecular oxygen, NAD(P)H as one donor, and incorporation of one atom of oxygen; iron ion binding; heme binding. Gene Ontology annotation, cellular component: membrane. The transcript has 3 exons. The record is from RefSeq and is a predicted model, not a curated record. Lineage: Eukaryota; Viridiplantae; Streptophyta; Magnoliopsida; Poales; Poaceae.